AUGGUUGAGAAUUAUUCAAAAUAUAUUAUAAUUCUAUGGAUAAUAAUUCAAUAUUUCAUGGUUAUACAUUGCCAAACUAUACCUUUCAAACCAUCACAGCGAUAUAGUCAUACUGCCACACUCAUUGAAGAUAAAUUGUAUAUUCUAGGUGGUCAAAAUGAUUUAAUUACGAAUAAUGGAGUUGGAAAAGAAUUUUUUUAUCUUGAUGUUUCCGUACCAUUUAAUGUUCAAGAUAUAUUAUGGCAUGAUUUGACAAGCGUUAAUAUAGUCCCAGCACAUUAUUCCGCCGCAUCUGUUAAAGGUGGUGCAUAUAAUAAUAAUUUGAUUUUAUAUGGAGGAAUUCAACAUAAAGGUGUAGAAAUGGCUUUAGUUUAUAAAUAUGAUACUCAAAACAAUUCAUGGAGCGUUCCAAUCACAACUGGUUACAAUGUUACUAGAAAAGCUAACUUAAAAGGCGUCGUAAAUGUUAGUGCGAAAAUGUACUUAUUCGGUGGAAGUAGUGAUAAAAUUCUUUUAAACGAUAUGCUUAUUAUAGAUACAAUAAAUUAUAAUAUGACUACAGGUGUUAUGAAUAAUGCGCCUUCUCCAAGAAGUUCUUAUGGUGCAACUAUAUUGACAAAUCAUGUCAUUAUUUAUUUUGUUUUGGAAUUGACUGCCCAAAGCAAUAGUAUUAGUAAUUAUAAACAAUUUAUGAUCCCUUACCCACAAAUCCCUGCCAAUAAUAUGUAUUACCAAGAGCAACAAAUUCCUAUAACCGACGCUGCCUACUUUUAUGGACAACAAAUGAUUCCAAUACAUGAAAAUAUUAACGAAACAAUAGCGACUUCAAGUGGUAUAGAGCAACAAAUGCCAAUAACCGACGCUGCCUACUUUUAUGGACAACAAAUGGUUCCAAUACAUGAAAAUAUUAACGAAACAAUAGCAUCUCCAAGUGGUAUAGAGCAACAAAUGCCAAUAACCGACGCUGCCUACUUUUAUGGACAACAAAUGAUUCCGAUACAUGAAAAUCAUAACGAAACAAUAGCAACUUCAAGUGGCAAUAACCAAAUGUCAUCAGCGCAAAAUAUUGAUAUAGUUUUAGAAAAUUUUAAACAUGAUAUGAUUCAGGUAGUUAGACAAGAAAUCAAUAGAAACGGUAAAUAA
Messenger RNA from Funneliformis geosporum, 1143 nucleotides. The record is from the annotation of a GenBank genome assembly. Lineage: Eukaryota; Fungi; Glomeromycota; Glomeromycetes; Glomerales; Glomeraceae.